Molecule: messenger RNA, 882 nt
Organism: Emys orbicularis (European pond turtle)
Lineage: Eukaryota; Metazoa; Chordata; Testudines; Emydidae
Gene: DAZL
Product: deleted in azoospermia like
Exons: 10
Coding region: 106-882 (258 amino acids)
Biological process (GO): 3'-UTR-mediated mRNA stabilization; positive regulation of translational initiation
Cellular component (GO): cytoplasm
Molecular function (GO): mRNA 3'-UTR binding; translation activator activity; protein binding
Source: RefSeq, a predicted model, not a curated record
UCUGCAGCAAAUCCAGAGUCCCAAUGUGCAAGCAUCUCCAGGGAGGAUAACACCCAGUUGUCGUCAACAACCAGUCAAGGAUAUGUUUUACCAGAAGGAAAAAUCAUGCCGAACACAGUCUUUGUUGGUGGAAUUGAUAUAAGGAUGGAUGAAACAGAAAUUAGAAGCUUCUUUGCACGAUAUGGUACAGUGAAAGAAGUGAAGAUAAUCACUGAUAGAACUGGUGUUUCCAAAGGAUAUGGAUUUGUAUCCUUUUUGGACAACGUGGAUGUUCAGAAAAUAGUGGAAUCACAAAUAAACUUCCAUGGUAAAAAACUGAAACUGGGCCCAGCAAUCAGAAAACAACAGAAUUUAUGUGCUUACCAUGUGCAACCCAGACAUCUGGGUUUUAAUCCUCCUGUGCCACAGUUUCAUAGCGUGUGGAGUAAUCAAAACACAGAAACAUACAUGCCUCCCCCAGCUAUGAUGAGUCCAGUAACUCAGUAUGUUCAGGCAUACCCUUAUGGGUCGCAAGCUGUACUGAUACAACAGCAAGUUCCUGUAGGAUACCAGCCUGCCUACAACUAUCAGGUCCCACCACAGUGGCCUCCUGGGGAGCAAAGGAAUUAUGUUAUACCUCCGGCUUAUACCCCAGUAAACUACCACUGCAGUGAAGUAGAGCCAGAAGUUAUCCAAGCAGAAUGUUCUGUUCCAGAGCCUGCACAACCAUCUGGAAACAGUCCACAAAAGAAGUCUGUGGACCGAAGCAUACAGACAGUGGUAUCCUGUCUGUUUAAUCCCGAGAACCGUCUGAGAAACACUCUUGUAUCCCAAGAGGACUAUUUCAAGGAGAAAAGGGUGCAUCACUUUAGAAGAAGUAGGGCAGUGCUUAAAAGUGUUUAA